AUGGAAGUUUGUUGGGGAAACAACUGGUUCUCCAUCCUCAUUAAUGGCGAACCUUCGGGUUUCUUUAAAUCCUUCAGAGGUUUGCGUCAGGGGGACCCUCUUUCCCCAGCUCUUUUUAUUAUUGCUAUGGAAGCCUUCUCGGUAAACCUCAAACUGCUGAUAAACAGUGGUAGAUGCCAACGUUUCCUUAUGCGCCGAAACAGCCCCAUCAUCUCCUAUUUACUCUACGCAGAUGACAUUUUGCUCUUCUCAAACGGCAAGAAGGAAAACCUUCUGAAGGUUCUUCAGUUUCUCGCCUUAUUCCAGCAAGCUACUGGCCAAAAAAUCAUCAACAACAAGAGCUGUUUUAUCUGCCCUCGAGCCCUUUCGUUAGCUCGAAUCAGGUCCAUAUCAUGUAUUUUGGGUUUUCGGAAAGCCAAUGGAACAAUACAAUAUUUGGGAGCCCCCCUUCGCCUAGGUAGAAUCCGUUCUUCUGAGCUUCAAUUUUUGGUGGUUAAGGUGGAGAGGAAGACCGCUGGUUGGGCCGGCAGACACAUCUCACAAGCGGGAAGAACCACUUUAAUUCGCCAUGUCUUGGGAAGCGUCCCCAUCCAUAUCAUGCCCAUUGAGGAAGGUGGUCUGGGUGUGAGACGCUUGAAAGAGGUUUUGGAGGCUCAUCGUCUCAAGUUAGCCUGGGCUGUAAAUUUCAGCAAUCAGUCGGGUCCGUGGGUUAAGCUUAUGCGCAACAAGUAUAGUAGGGACCUACUCCCCAACGCCUUGAUGCCUCCCUCCACGAAUCUGUCGCCAUUUUGGAAAAGUGUAAGGGCGUUGUUUCCUCUGCUGUCAGAGACUGUCCAAUGGCAUAUUGGACGAGGUGAGCUAAAUUUUUGGAAAGCCAAUUGGAUGGGUAGGGGCCCUAUCCAGCGCCUACUCAACAACCGGGUUCUGCCUGAGCUAGCUGAUCUUCAGGUGAAAGACGUCCUCGGGUACUUAGGACCGCUCCCCCCAUCCCGAGUGUUCUCCCUUCUUCCACAACAGAUUAUAGACAAUAUCUUCAAUGGUGGUUUUACAACGUCGGACGAAAAUGCAGAGUGUAUCUGGCCGCUCGAAGUUUCUGGUUUGUUGUCCUUGCGAUCAGCCUGGAAGCUGCUGAGAAGCUCGUCCCCCCCUCUUAGUGGGCCAGAUGGAUCUGGCAUGGCUCUCUUCCUCCAAAAUUCUCCAUCUUGGAGAGUUCUUCAAAAUGCGACCCCUGUUGACAGCAGAGUUCAGGCAAAAGGAGUGACCCUCGCGUCAAGGUGCUGGUGCUGUCUUGGAGUCGAUAAUGCCAGGCCUCAGGUGGAAUCCAUUGCCCAUCUAUUCCUCGCUACGACUCACGCCACAGCUCUCUGGUCGCGGUUCGGGGUGCAGUGCAGUGUGCCCCCCCUUCCUCAUAACUCUGUUGAUAACAGGCUCUCUCACUGGAGGAAUGCCGCGGCCCCAGGCUAUGCGUCAAAAACAAUCAGAACUCUGCUUCCUAUUCUUAUUCUGUGGGAGAUUUGGCGAUCCAGAAAUGCGGUGAUUUAUGGCAACUGUCCCAUGAACAUAACAAGGUCUAUCGCCCAUGUUAGAUGGUGGGCUAACGUGGUAAUCGGGGUGGAGCAGAUGGACAGCCUCGUCAGGUCCCUUCGAUCCAGUCCUUCAAGGCCGCCUAACAUUAUCAGACGUUCUGCCACAAUCCUUGUCAAAUGGAAGCGGCCAUCGCUGGGUGGGUCAAAUUAA
Molecule: messenger RNA, 1737 nt
Organism: Magnolia sinica
Lineage: Eukaryota; Viridiplantae; Streptophyta; Magnoliopsida; Magnoliales; Magnoliaceae
Exons: 2
Coding region: 1-1737 (578 amino acids)
Source: RefSeq, a predicted model, not a curated record